UGUUCGGACGUUCGGCUAGUGAACAUGGGUGCUAUUUGGUUUGUUUUCCUGUGUUUUGUUGGCGCUAUCACGUGCUACAAAUCUGAACAAGCUCUUCAAUGCCGAGAGGACGAAGUGGCGAAAUGUGUGCACGACUGCCCUCCAGAAAGAACUUGCCGUAAUCGACUCAUACAAUUCCAAUGUGCAAAUCCUGAAGGCCCAUGCAAGACCAAAUGCGUUUGCAAACCGGGGCUGUACAGGAACUCUAAUGGGGAGUGUAUUACGGAACAAAGAUGUGAACAAUGCGACAAACCAAACGAGUACUACGCAUGCGGUGGUGCGUGUGACAAUGUAUGUUCCACACUGCAAUACCAGAACCAGACCAACUGUCCUAUCAAGAACAUCAAGUGCAACGAGUGGUGCUACUGUGACCCAGGAUAUGCGAGAGACGAAGAUAGCAACUGUAUUCCCAUCUCUGAAUGCCCUCCACAAUGCACAGAGCCCAAUGAGGAAUUCGCACCAUGCAAGCGAACUUGCCCUCCAGAAACAUGUCUGGCCCUCGUAGCUCUGUUCAAUUGCGUCACCGACGAGUCUUGCGAACCCCGGUGCGUUUGCAAGCCAGGGUAUCUCCGAUUGAAGCCAGGAUCUCCAUGCAUGCCAUCGAAGCAGUGCUCUGAGGCUGCCAAUGCGCACGACGACGAUUGAAAUAAACUAGUAUGUGUUUCAUUGCUUAUUUACUAUAACCACUGACCACAUAUAAUAACUAACUACAUACAUACUACAAACGUGUAUAAAAAAACUUUUUCACCUCACUAAUAUAACAUCAUUGUC
Molecule: messenger RNA, 810 nt
Organism: Hyposmocoma kahamanoa
Lineage: Eukaryota; Metazoa; Arthropoda; Insecta; Lepidoptera; Cosmopterigidae
Product: inducible metalloproteinase inhibitor protein-like
Exons: 4
Coding region: 25-684 (219 amino acids)
Source: RefSeq, a predicted model, not a curated record